CUCUCUCUUCAUAUUACAACCCUCUCUUUUCAUCUCCUCAUAGCGAGGGAGAAAAGUAAAAUUGAGAUGCAGCAAAUAUUUACAAUAAAUAAAUAAAUAGGAGCCUGGAGAAAUAAAUACAUUUCGCUUUUUUACCGCUACGCACGGCAGUUCGUUCGUUCCCCGCAGUGGGCGGAAAAGCUGGAUUGGGACCAUCACGACGACGAUACGCUACGCAAAACCUCGGGACCAUAUGAUAUACUUAUACUGCAUUUAUAGGGAUUGAUAAAUAUUCUGCGGAGAUGGCUUAUGUGGUGCCGAUUCAUCGGGCGAGUAGCAUUCGGAAUGCGCUCAAGUUGCAUUUCUUGAAUGCGGAGGAGGAGAACUUGGUUGUUGCAAAGGCGAACCGUCUCGAAAUAUACUCCCUCACGCCGGAAGGGCUGAACCUGGCAGCGUCAUGUUCUCUCUUCGCCAAGGUUACAAUGCUAGCUCGGCUUCCUGCGCCUGCGAACUCGCCUACGGAUCAUUUGUUUGUCGGGACGGAUCGAUACACUUAUUGCACGUUAUCGUGGGAUGGGGAGAGGAACCAGAUCCGGACGGAGAGGAACUAUGUUGAUAUAUCUGAUCCUUCGUCGCGGGAGGCGCAGACGGGCAAUCGGUGCUUGAUUGAUCCUAGUGGGCGGUUUAUGACGCUCGAGGUCUAUGAGGGUGUGAUCGCUGUUGUGCCGAUUGUGCAGUUGCCGAGUAAGAAGAGGGGGAGGCAGGUUGCUCCGCCUUCCGGACCGGAUGCGCCUCGGGUCGGGGAGUUGGGGGAGCCGACGACGGCGAGAAUUGAUGAGCUGUUUGUGCGCUCGUCUGCCUUCUUGCAUGUUCAGUCGGGCCCGCCUAGGUUGGCGUUGCUGUAUGAGGAUAAUCAGAAGAAAGUGAGGCUCAAGGUUCGCGCGUUGCAUUAUAGUGCGGCAACGUCGAGUACGGGGGCCGAUGCCGCGUUUGAAGAGUCGCUGGAUGGGUUCUCGCAGGAAUUGGACCUCGGAGCGUCGCAUCUGAUACCGGUUCCGGCGCCUUUAGGUGGCUUGCUUGUUCUGGGAGAGACGUCCAUUAAGUAUGUCGAUACAGACAGUAACGAGAUUGUGUCGCGUCCUUUGGAUGAAGCGACAAUUUUCGUGGCUUGGGAACAGGUAGAUAGUCAGAGAUGGCUUCUAGCUGAUGAUUAUGGAAGACUGUUUUUCCUGAUGCUAGUCCUGGAUUCUAACAACCAAGUACAAUCCUGGAAACUUGAUCACUUAGGGAAUACGGCUAGAGCUUCGGUGCUGAUAUACCUUGGUGGCGGAGUUAUCUUCGUAGGAUCUCACCAAGGGGAUUCGCAAGUCCUUCGAAUCGGCAAUGGCUCAUUGGAGGUCAUCCAGACGCUCUCCAAUAUUGCGCCCAUUCUUGAUUUUACCAUCAUGGACCUUGGAAACCGCACCAGUGAAAGCCAGACACACGAGUUUUCUUCGGGCCAGGCUCGCAUUGUGACUGGUUCGGGCGCAUUUGACGACGGAACCCUUAGAAGUGUACGCAGUGGUGUCGGCAUGGAAGAGCUCGGUGUGCUUGGUGAAAUGGAUCUCAUUACAGACUUGUUCGGACUGCAGCUUGCGACAAAGGGUGGAUACUUGGACACUCUUCUCGUCACCUUUGUCGAUGAGACUCGAGUCUUUCAAUUUAAUUUUGAUGGCGAAGUUGAAGAGUUGGACAGCUUUCUUGGUCUCAGCCUCUCGGAGAACACACUCCUCGCUAUGAACCUUCCUGGAGGAAGAAUCUUGCAGGUCACCGAACAGAGAGUCCUCAUCGCAGAUAUUGAAGGCGGCAUGGUCACCAAUGAAUGGACCCCGCCGGACCGAUUAGUGAUCACUUCUGCUUCUGCCAACAAUGAUUCGAUUGUUCUUGUCAGCGGCGGCCAGAUUCUGACAGUCCUCGAUAUCAACAAUGAUGUUCGGGUUGUGACUCAGAAGGAUUUCGGAGCAGACAGCCAGAUCUCAGGAGUCACGGUGCCCUUAUCUUCUGCUGGGGUCUGUAUCGUUGGCUUCCCUCAAUUAGCGAAGGUCUCGGUUUUGGACCUUGGCCGGCUAUCGGAGCUUCAUACAACGUCGCUAGGCCCAGCUGGUGAAGCAUUUCCACGAUCAGUACUCGUCGCCGAUGUCCUUGCGAAUAGCCCCUCUACCCUUUUUAUUUCGAUGGCAGAUGGCAGCGUUAUCACUUACUCCUUCGACGCCAGUGACUACUCACUGACCGGGAUGAACCGGCUCAUACUCGGGUCUGAGCAGCCUACGUUUAAGAAGUUGCCUCGCGGCGAUGGAUUGUAUAAUGUCUUCGCCACAUGCGAGAACCCCAGCUUGAUAUACGGCUCCGAAGGCCGCAUCAUCUACUCUGCGGUCAAUUCGGAAGGUGCGUCUCGGGUAUGCCACUUCAACUCGGAGGCGUAUCCUGGAUCGAUUGCCGUGGCCACUAAGCACGACUUGAAGAUUGCUCUCGUGGACAAGGAGAGGACAACACAGAUCCAGACGCUCCCCAUGGGCGAAACUGCCCGUAGGGUAGCAUAUUCACCUUCUGAGAAGGCUUUCGGUAUCGGCACCAUCGAGCGCAAAUUGAAGGACGGGGCCGAGAUGGUUCAAAGUCGGUUUGUGUUAGCUGAUGAGAUCAUGUUCCGUCGUCUCGACGCCUUUGACCUUCGGCCGGAGGAGUUGGUCGAGAGUGUCAUUCGCGCGGAGUUUUCUGCGGGCAAGGAUGAAAAUGGUCGGGACGUAUUCAAAGAUCGGUUCGUUGUGGGGACAGCAUACCUAGAUGAUGAAAACGAAGAGUCAAUCCGAGGUCGGAUAUUGGUCUUCGAGAUUGACAACGGUCGAAAAUUGACUAAAGUCGCCGAGUUGCCUGUCAAAGGUGCAUGCCGCGCGCUGGCUAUGCUAGGAGAGAAGAUUGUGGCCGCUCUUGUGAAAACGGUCGUCAUUUAUGGUGUGGUGAACAACGACUUUGGCGCGAUGAAGCUCGAGAAGUUGGCCAGCUACCGCACAUCGACCGCCCCCGUCGACGUCACCGUAACGGGUAACGUGAUUGCCGUCGCCGACCUUAUGAAGAGUGUAUGCCUGGUGGAGUACAGCGAAGGCGAGAAUGGAAUGCCGGAUAGCUUGACAGAAGUCGCUCGUCAUUUCCAGACCGUUUGGGCCACUGGCGUUGCCUGUAUUGCCAAGGACACAUUCCUGGAAACUGACGCUGAAGGUAACUUAAUUGUCCUUCGACGCAAUCUGACCGGUGUGGAGGAAGACGACAAGCGCAGACUGGAGGUAACAGGGGAGAUCUCAUUGGGCGAGAUGGUCAACCGCAUCCGACCGGUCAAUAUUCAACAAUUGGCGAGUGUGACGGUCACCCCGAGGGCUUUUCUGGGCACAGUGGAAGGCUCCAUCUAUCUCUUUGCUAUUAUCAACCCAGAGCAUCAGGACUUCUUGAUGCGUCUGCAGGCAACCAUGGCGGGCAAGGUCGAGUCGCUGGGGAACAUUCCAUUCAAUGAGUUCCGUGGCUUCCGCAGCAUGGUGCGAGAGGCGAAAGAGCCGUAUCGCUUUGUGGAUGGCGAGCUGAUUGAGAGGUUCCUGACCUGCGAGCCGAGUCUCCAGGAAGAAAUUGUGGACUCGGUGGGCAUGAUGAACGUUGAUGAAGUAAAGAUUAUGAUAGAAGCCUUGCGCAGGCUACAUUGAGUGUGGCAGCUAGGAUCUGAAGAGAAAUAAUGAUUAGUUAUGGCUCGGCAGCGAUGUGUGAAUCACACAGAGACCUUGGUGACCAUGAUCCGGACCAACAACCCCCCCGCUUAACAAGGCUUGAACUUAUCCCUCCACUAGCUUGUUAAACAGUCGUGCUCCAGCGGAUCUUUCCAACUGUAUACUUGACCCGCCUGACUGUGAUCCACCAACAGCUACAGACCCGCAAAUCUCCGCUUAGAAGUGCGAAUGAAUGAAAGGGAAUGAAAAAUGUGUUGCAGUCCGGACUUCAUCUCGCACAAUCCAGAGUGGAUUGUCUAUACUGUUUGCUCCGCUGUCGGGUCCAUAUCCCCGCGUAGAUCUCUUCUAGAUAGAAUUCUUG
Messenger RNA from Aspergillus costaricaensis CBS 115574, 4086 nucleotides. RefSeq names its product DDB1/RSE1 family protein. Lineage: Eukaryota; Fungi; Ascomycota; Eurotiomycetes; Eurotiales; Aspergillaceae. Gene Ontology annotation, biological process: proteasome-mediated ubiquitin-dependent protein catabolic process; DNA repair. The record is from RefSeq and is a predicted model, not a curated record. Bases 282 to 3704 code for a protein of 1140 amino acids. Gene Ontology annotation, molecular function: protein binding; nucleic acid binding. The transcript is spliced from 6 exons. Gene Ontology annotation, cellular component: site of double-strand break; nucleus.